Molecule: messenger RNA, 584 nt
Organism: Brassica oleracea var. oleracea
Lineage: Eukaryota; Viridiplantae; Streptophyta; Magnoliopsida; Brassicales; Brassicaceae
Product: jacalin-related lectin 15-like
Exons: 2
Coding region: 135-584 (149 amino acids)
Molecular function (GO): carbohydrate binding
Source: RefSeq, a predicted model, not a curated record
CAAAGUACAAUCUUUGUUAAUAUACUUCUCAUCACUUUCCUUUUCAUUUUUAGUUUCAUUAUUUAGAAAUUUAGAUCACAGACCUACAAAGUUGACACGAUCUAUUUCUAUCAUCAUAUUCAAAUCGAUUCCCAAUGCCACAAAAGUUGGAAGCUAGAGGCGGAAAUGGAGGCAACCAAUGGGAUGAUGGAGCCGAGCAUGAAGGUGUAUCAAAGAUCUAUAUACGUGAGGGUCGUGAUGGCAUAGAGUCCAUCAAGUUUGACUAUGUUAAGAAUGGAGAACCCAAAGAUGGACCAAUCCAUGGUAGCUCGGGUCAAAGUUUCACCGAGUCUUUUGAUCUUAACCAUACUAUUGAUGAACAUAUCGUAUCUAUUAAAUGUUACUACGACGAGGGCGUGAUACAAGGUCUUGUGAUCAAAACCAACAUCAGGACUUCUGCACUCAUGGGAUACAACCUUGGUACAAAGUUUAAACUUGGAGUCAAAGGCAAGAAAAUCAUUGGGUUCCAUAGAUCUUCUGACAAAAAUCUAAACUCUCUUGGAGCUUAUUUCACUACGCUUUCUCCUGAUAAUUUGAAUGUCUAA